UGUUGAAAUGAAACCGCUGGCGCUCGGGAAUAUUUGUUAACCCCACCUUCCACUGCCCCAUUUCAAUUCUUCUCUCAAUUUCAGCGUUGAGGCCGAACUUUCUUAGAAAGAGAGGUGGAGGGGGUUGAGGAGAGGACUCCAGUUCUCUCUCUUUUGCUUAAUCUUUUCUGAGCAGACCAAAUUCUUCUUUCUUCUUCUUCUUCUUCUUCUUCUUCUUCUUCUUCUUCUGGUUAUGGUGGUGGAGACUAGAGUGUUGACAUGGAGGAGGGUGUUCAAGUCUCUCCAGGCUCUGGCAGCCCAUGGUUUUCUUUUGUCCUUCACGCUUACGCUUGCUCUCAAGCUCGACCAUCUCGUCUCUUACUCUUGGUGGGUUGUCUUUUCACCCCUAUGGCUUUUUCAUUUAGUUGCAGCAAGAGGCAGAUUUUCUCUACCUGCUCCAUCAAUGCCUCAUGACCGAUAUUGGGCACCGUGGCAUGCUGUCAUGGCAACACCAUUACUUGUUGCUUUCGAAGUACUUCUUUGUAUAUAUUUAGAGUGCAGUAAUGUUAUAGAUUUGAAGAUUGUCUUUGUUCCCCUCAUGAUAUUUGAGAUAGCAAUUUUGGUCGACAAUAUCAGGAUGUGUAGAGCCCUACUGCCUGGAGAUGAAGAAGACAACGUAAGCGAUGAAGUUAUAUGGGAAACGCUUCCUCACUUCUGGGUCUCAAUCUCCAUGGUUUUCUUCAUCGCUGCAACCCUUUUCACUCUUCUUAAGCUUAGUGGCAGUGUAGCUGCUCUGGGCUGGUGGGAUUUAUUUAUAAAUUACUGUAUAGCGGAAUGCUUUGCAUUUCUUGUCUGCACGAAGUGGUAUAAUCCUAUGAUUCAUAGGCAUUCUCUUGUUAGAGAAUCCAGUUCCUCUUCGCUGACCAUUAGAUACCUUGACUGGGAUAGAGGUGUGGUUGUUUCCUCUGAUGAGGUCCAACCCCAAGUCAGAGUUUGUAACUUGCAGGAAAUUGGUGGACACAUAAUGAAGGUUCCUUUAAUCAUUUUCCAAAUCAUGCUUUUUAUGCGCUUAGAGGGAACCCCUAGGAGUGCUUCCUAUAUUCCUUGUCUGGUUCUGUUCUCUCCUCUUUUCUUAUUGCAAGGGGUGGGUUCAGUAUUUGCGGCAUAUAGGUCAAUAGAAAAAAUUAUAAUUUUGCUAGUUGGUUCACCUACCUCUGUAAGAUAUCUUGAUAUAAGGUCGAAGGCUCGUGAACUGUUAGGGUUCAUGCACCAUGGAUCGAGGUUGCUAGGUUGGUGGUCAAUUGAUGAAGGUAGUCAAGAGGAGCAAGCUAAACUUUAUUCUGCUGGAAAUUCUGGGUAUGAUACCUUCACACCUGAGACUGUAAAGAAAAGGACCAAAUCCAAUCUAGUUGAUGAGAUAUGGAGAUUACAAGCUGCAUUAAAUCAGCAGACAGAAGUUACGAAAUUGAGCCGCCAGGAGCACGAAAAGCUUCUAUAUGAGAAGAUUCUUUGUAGAGUAUGCUUUGAUGAACCCAUUGAUAUGGUUCUUCUUCCGUGUAGGCAUCACAUUCUUUGCAGCUCUUGUAGUGAGAAGUGUAAUCGUUGCCCAAUCUGUCGGGAAUCGAUCGAAGAACGGCUGCCUGUAAAUGAUGUUUAGUGAGAAAGCCCCAUAUUGGUCGGGCUGGCUCAAAGCGCUGGAUUGUUGCUUGUGUUUUUUUAGAUGGGACAGGCAUCAACAGUGUCUAACAACAUAUGGUGUGUAUACAAAAUUUCUACACGGACCAGUUUGAAAGUUCACUGAGUGUUGAGUUCCUUGCUUUGGACUGUAAUUGAGUGAGAGAUUAUGUUUUCAGCAAAUAUUAUGGUAUCCGUAGUUCACUCAAACUUGUAAAUUCGUCAAACUCAUGUAACCUUAUGACCAUUUUACUUAUUGUAUCAAAAGGAGUUGUUUGAUGUCA
Molecule: messenger RNA, 1937 nt
Organism: Cucurbita moschata (crookneck pumpkin)
Lineage: Eukaryota; Viridiplantae; Streptophyta; Magnoliopsida; Cucurbitales; Cucurbitaceae
Exons: 14
Coding region: 233-1636 (467 amino acids)
Source: RefSeq, a predicted model, not a curated record